Owenia fusiformis is the source of this 696-nucleotide messenger RNA. The record is from the annotation of a GenBank genome assembly. Lineage: Eukaryota; Metazoa; Annelida; Polychaeta; Sabellida; Oweniidae.
AAUCAACAGGAAGGAGAUACUGCUGAUAAGGUUGAGGAACAAGUUGAUGAAGAAGAUGAUACUGAAGUGGAUGAUGAUGAAGAUGAGGAUGAUACUGAGGCUGGGGAUGAUGAAGAGAAAGAAAAUGAAAAUAAGGAACAGGUAAUAGAAAAUGCAGAAGGGACUCUUGUUGACAUGCCUUCUGGGACAGAACCAAUUCCACCAGUUGCGGCACAAGAAGCAGGAGAUAACCAGGACAAUAAAGAAAAACUUGUUAAUGGUGACAACAGCGAGGAAAAAACACAGGAGGGUGAAACCAAAGAAGUAAAGAUGGAUGAAGAGGAGAAUAAGGAAGGUGAACCAAAAGAAGGGGAGGGCACCAAAGAGGAGGGUAGUUGGUGGUCAGGUUGGUUUGAUGGAGAUACUCCUGAUGAGGAUGGUAGUUCAACAGAAGCAACAGAAGUUGAUGACCUGAAUGCACUUCUAGAGAGCAACUACGAGAAAAAUCUUGAGACAGCUGAUGGUGUGGACACCAACAAGGAUAAAGAUGACUUGGACAAACAACCUAUUGAUGCAACCAAAGAAGAAAAGAAUCCAGUAGAUGAAAAUAUAGGUGGAGCACCACUUGAUGAUAUUGAUAAAACUCCAGGGGAAAAUGUUGAAAAUGAGGAUAAACCAGUUAAAGACAAUGAGCCAGCCACUCAUACAGAUGAUGCU